AUGGACUCCAUUCCACGGACGCAUGAAGACAUCGAAGCCCAAAUCCGUGAACUUCAGUCAAAGCGAAGAGAACAAAAAGAACAGGACAAUGAACACUCAGGAGAAAUUGAUCAAGUCGGGUUGGGACAGACUGGGUAUUACGAUCCAGAAAUUUACGACAAGAAUAAAUUUGGAAAUAUAUACACGUAUAUUCCAGCCGAUGAUGAGUUAGAUGAGGAGGAACCAGAAGUGAACACUUUCAGCAGAAACAGACCAGGUUACACUGCUCCUGCUUCUGCACUCAAUGAUGUCGCUCAGAGUCAAAAGGAUUAUGAUCCUUUUGGCGACAGAAGACCAGCUAAAAUUAUCGACAGAGAAGACGAUUAUAGGGCGAAGAAGCGUCUCAUGGUCAUCUCUCCAGACCGAAUUGAUCCUUUUGCUGAAGGUGGCAAAACUCCGGAUGUUGGCUCGAGGACUUACACGGAGAUUAUGAGAGAGCAGCAGCUCAAAGGAGAGGAAAAGGAAAUAAGAAGAAAAUUGGUAGAAAAGGCAAGGGAUGGUACUUUGAAGUCAAACGGAGAAUCCAAGCCACCACCGAAAAAGCGAGGUAGAUGGGAUCAGACGGAUGACACUCCUACUCCUAAGAAACCUGCCAGCACCGUAGCAACCCCUACUUCGUGGGAUAAUGCAGAUGUUACGCCAGCUGCUAUUAGGUGGGACGAGACACCAGGACAUGGCAAAGGCGGUGAAACUCCUGGAGCAACUCCAGGUGUCAGUACGAGGAUGUGGGAAGCUACACCUGGACAUGCAACUCCCGGUGCCGUUACUCCUGGAAGGGAAACUCCCUCUCACGACAAGAAUAUGUCCAGUCGUAGAAAUCGUUGGGAUGAAACACCUAAAACCGAAAGAGAAACACCUGGUCACGGCAGCGGGUGGGCAGAAACUCCUAGAGCCGACCGAGUUUCCGGCGAUUUGAUCCAAGAAACACCUACCCCAUCAGCCAGUAAACGUCGUAGUCGAUGGGACGAAACUCCAUCUAAUCAAACUCCUGGCUCGAUGACACCACAAACGCCAGCAACUCCACUUGGAACUCCUCACCAGUCUUCGAUGAUGACACCUAGUGGAGUAACUCCAACAGGUCCUAAAGCCAUGGGUAUGGCAACUCCAACACCCGGACAUCUGAUGUCCAUGACUCCAGAGCAACUGCAAGCCUAUCGUUGGGAGCGUGAGAUUGACGAACGCAACAGGAUUUUGGGAGACGAGGAAUUGGAUGCGAUGUUCCCGCCUGGGUAUAAAGUGCUUACAGCACCCGCUAGUUACCAGCCGAUUCGAACUCCUGCGAGAAAAUUGACCGCGACCCCAACUCCCAUCUCCGGCACUCCUCAGGGCUUCUUCAUGCAGCAGGAGGACAGAAACGCCAAGUACAUUGAAAACCAGCCCAAGGGCAAUCUGCCUUUCAUGAAGCCAGAAGAUGCACAAUACUUCGAUAAAUUGUUGGUGGACGUUGACGAAGAAACCCUUAGUCCGGAAGAUCAGAAAGAACGGAAGAUUAUGAAGCUGCUUUUGAAAAUCAAGAAUGGCACGCCACCAAUGCGAAAAGCCGCACUCCGACAGAUCACUGACAAGGCAAGGGAGUUUGGAGCAGGGCCCCUUUUUAAUCAAAUUCUCCCACUUUUGAUGUCUCCGACACUGGAAGAUCAGGAGAGGCAUCUUCUCGUGAAAGUUAUUGAUCGUAUUCUUUACAAGUUGGAUGAUCUCGUGAGGCCUUAUGUCCAUAAGAUCUUGGUCGUGAUUGAACCACUGCUGAUCGACGAAGACUAUUAUGCGAGAGUGGAGGGCAGAGAAAUCAUUUCCAAUUUGGCAAAAGCUGCUGGUUUGGCCACUAUGAUUUCGACGAUGAGACCCGAUAUUGACAACAUCGAUGAAUACGUGCGUAACACGACAGCGAGAGCCUUUGCGGUAGUAGCUUCAGCUCUAGGAAUCCCCUCACUUUUGCCCUUCUUAAAAGCUGUCUGUCGGAGCAAAAAGUCUUGGCAAGCACGACAUACGGGUAUUAAAAUUGUCCAACAAAUCGCCAUUCUCAUGGGAUGUGCAAUCCUGCCGCAUUUGAAGAGCUUGGUGGAAAUUAUUGAGCAUGGAUUAGUCGAUGAGCAGCAGAAAGUUCGAACCAUCACAGCCUUGGCAAUUGCCGCUCUAGCUGAAGCUGCGACGCCCUACGGUAUCGAAAGCUUUGAUUCGGUUCUGAAACCGCUUUGGAAAGGUAUUCGAACUCACCGAGGAAAAGGUCUUGCCGCUUUUUUGAAAGCUAUUGGUUAUCUCAUUCCUUUGAUGGAUGCUGAAUAUGCUAAUUAUUAUACUCGAGAAGUAAUGUUGAUUCUUAUUCGUGAAUUCCAAUCGCCUGAUGAAGAAAUGAAGAAAAUUGUAUUGAAGGUCGUUAAACAAUGUUGUGGAACGGAUGGUGUGGAAUCGCAAUACAUCAAGGACGAAAUCCUUCCCCACUUCUUCAAGAACUUCUGGAACCACAGGAUGGCCCUCGAUAGACGAAAUUACAGACAGUUAGUCGAUACAACUGUCGAAAUCGCAAACAAAGUAGGCGCCCAAGAAAUCAUCAACCGAGUAGUGGACGAUUUGAAGGAUGAAAAUGAGCAGUACAGGAAAAUGGUUAUGGAAACCAUAGAGAAAAUUAUGGGUAACUUGGGAGCAGCGGAUGUUGAUUCUCGUCUGGAGGAACAACUCAUUGAUGGUAUUCUCUACGCUUUCCAAGAACAAACCACGGAGGACGUAGUUAUGCUUAAUGGAUUUGGCACGAUCGUCAACACACUGAGCAAAAGAGUGAAGCCCUACCUUCCUCAAAUUUGCGGUACUAUCUUGUGGCGAUUGAACAACAAGUCUGCCAAAGUUCGACAACAAGCUGCUGAUCUCAUUUCCCGUAUCGCCGUCGUAAUGAAAACGUGUCAAGAGGAAAAACUUAUGGGACAUUUGGGAGUUGUUCUUUAUGAAUACUUGGGUGAAGAGUACCCGGAAGUUUUAGGAAGUAUUUUGGGAGCUUUAAAGGCAAUUGUGAAUGUCAUUGGAAUGACAAAAAUGACGCCACCCAUAAAAGAUUUGCUGCCUAGAUUGACGCCUAUUUUGAAGAACAGACACGAAAAGGUCCAAGAGAAUUGCAUUGACCUGGUUGGUAGGAUAGCAGAUCGAGGACCAGAGUAUGUAUCAGCCCGAGAGUGGAUGCGAAUUUGUUUCGAGCUUUUGGAAUUGCUAAAAGCCCACAAGAAGGCCAUUAGGCGAGCAACUGUCAACACCUUUGGUUACAUUGCAAAGGCUAUUGGACCUCACGAUGUCUUGGCAACAUUAUUGAACAAUUUAAAGGUCCAGGAACGUCAAAAUCGAGUCUGUACUACUGUGGCGAUAGCCAUUGUCGCUGAAACGUGCAGUCCCUUUACAGUUUUACCUGCCUUGAUGAAUGAGUAUAGAGUUCCUGAACUCAACGUUCAAAAUGGAGUCCUCAAGUCCUUGUCUUUCUUGUUCGAGUAUAUCGGAGAAAUGGGCAAAGAUUACAUUUAUGCUGUCAGCCCUUUGCUAGAGGAUGCUCUUAUGGACAGAGAUCUAGUACACAGACAAACGGCGUGUGCUGCUAUCAAACACAUGGCUCUUGGCGUCUACGGUUUUGGAUGUGAGGACGCGUUAAUACAUCUCCUAAAUCACGUCUGGCCCAAUGUUUUCGAAACCUCCCCACAUUUAGUCCAGGCCUUCAUGGAUGCUGUAGACGGUCUUCGAGUUGCACUCGGACCAAUAAAAAUUCUCCAGUACACAUUACAGGGUCUAUUCCACCCGGCGAGAAAAGUUCGUGAUGUUUACUGGAAGAUAUACAAUUCACUUUACAUAGGGGGACAAGAUGCUUUGGUAGCUGGUUAUCCGCGAAUAAUGAAUGACCCAAAGAAUCAGUACAUUAGAUACGAAUUGGAUUACGUUUUGUAAGAGACUACACCUGUACAUUGCUAAGUUAUUUCAUUUCUGGAGGCGUGGGGGAAAUCCCUGUUUAAUAAAACUAUUUGUAAGUAUUCAUUAAAUUUAAAAUAACGUGUAUCACAGCCAUGUAAAAAAUAUGGACGUGUUGCUACGAGAAUCUUUCCAAAACAAAACGAAAAUAAUGAUGACAUUAUUAAUAAUUGUCAGGGACUAGAUCAGUAAUCUACAAACCGACUAUAGAUUCUAUAAAUUUUGGACUAUUUUGUUUAAUAAUCCAUUCAAGAUUCGCGCACACUUAUUUUAAAAACAUCGACUGGUUAUAAUUUUCAAACUGUACUAUUGUAAGUCAGUGAAUAGUGCGUUAUAAAAAAAUAUGAAAAUAAAGAAGAAAUGAAGCUGA
Belonocnema kinseyi is the source of this 4345-nucleotide messenger RNA. It is a transcript of the gene Sf3b1, whose product is annotated as splicing factor 3B subunit 1. Gene Ontology annotation, molecular function: mRNA binding. The record is from RefSeq and is a predicted model, not a curated record. NCBI's taxonomy places the organism in Eukaryota, Metazoa, Arthropoda, Insecta, Hymenoptera, Cynipidae. The transcript is spliced from 14 exons. Gene Ontology annotation, biological process: spliceosomal complex assembly. Gene Ontology annotation, cellular component: U2-type prespliceosome; U2 snRNP; catalytic step 2 spliceosome. The coding region runs from base 1 to 3954 and encodes 1317 amino acids.